Messenger RNA from Neomonachus schauinslandi (Hawaiian monk seal), 668 nucleotides. RefSeq names its product ATP synthase peripheral stalk subunit F6 (gene ATP5PF). The record is from RefSeq and is a predicted model, not a curated record. NCBI's taxonomy places the organism in Eukaryota, Metazoa, Chordata, Mammalia, Carnivora, Phocidae. Gene Ontology annotation, biological process: proton motive force-driven ATP synthesis. The transcript has 4 exons. The coding region runs from base 203 to 529 and encodes 108 amino acids. Gene Ontology annotation, molecular function: proton transmembrane transporter activity.
GUGCGCAUGCGUACACAUGAAAGAUUCCAGGAGCUAAAAAGACAGCAGGUCAAGUUAGGCGAAGGAAAGAUGGCGGAGGCUUCGCCAAGGGACCCGGAAGCACUUACCCUCUACUUCCUCCUCCUGUUUGGCUUCUGUCUCACCUAGAGCCGUCCGGUCGCAGACCGCCUCCGAGACGUUUCCUGUCCGUAACAGAAUCACCAUGAUUCUUCAGAGGCUCUUCAGGUUCUCCUCUCUCACUCGGUCUGCAGUCUCAGUUCAUUUGAGGAGGAACAUCGGUGUUACAGCAGUGGCAUUUAAUAAGGAACUUGAUCCUGUACAGAAACUCUUCGUGGACAAGAUUAGAGAAUACAGAACUAAGCGACAGGCCUCUGGAGGACCCGUUGAUACUGGCCCAGAGUACCAGCAAGACCUAGAGAGGGAGCUUUUUAAGCUUAAGCAAAUGUAUGGUAAAGCAGACAUGAAUACGUUCCCGGACUUCAAAUUUGAAGAUCCUAAAUUUGAAGUCAUCGAAAAACCCCAGUCCUGAAGAAAGAAUGUAAAAUUUAUUUGGUAAUUUGUCCUAGACUAGUUGUAUAACUGUAUCAGAAUAAACAUACAUUUCUCAGCUGUCAAGUGUUCUUUUAAUUCUGAUUCCAAAUAAAUUAUUUGGUGAUGUUGGGUGUGCA